Messenger RNA from Parasteatoda tepidariorum (common house spider), 2339 nucleotides. RefSeq names its product SANT and BTB domain regulator of class switch recombination. NCBI's taxonomy places the organism in Eukaryota, Metazoa, Arthropoda, Arachnida, Araneae, Theridiidae. The record is from RefSeq and is a predicted model, not a curated record.
AAUUGAUUGUUUACGAAUUGAUUGAUAGUUUCCAUUUUAAAAUUUUAUGUUACUAGUUACAAUUCUUUAUGUACCUUGUGUUUUUGAUUACCUGCUGUUAUUCUUAGUACCAUUAUGUCAUCAUCAACAAGUGCUCCCGCUAAAAAAACUGUGAAACAUUCUGCUCGUAAUCCUAAAAAAAGUGCAAAGCCCUCUAGUGCAAGGAGCACUGGUCAUAAAAGCGGGGAGUCUAAAACAGGUAAAAAUGCAGAAGCAAGUAGUUCAGCUGCUGGAGGAUCGGGAGAUAGUUCAAUAUUAAGUGGAAAAAAAGAAAUUUGCAUCCGAGUGAUUGAUGAUUGCAAAAACCUGGAGGAAAAAUUCUCAUGUCCUUAUGACAUUCUCAUCAGCCGCAUGCCUUAUUUCAAAGACUGUUUAGACAGUGAGCCCGAAGGAGAGUUGACCAUAUCUGUCCACUGUGAUAUUGUGGUUUUUAGAAAAAUAAUGGACUACAUUCUAUCAGACUCGGGGCCUGGAAGUAAAAAAUUUAAAUUUGAUCCAAAGUAUGCCAUCCACCUUCUUGUUUCAGCAGAUUUUCUACAGAUGUCAACUUUAGUUGAUGAGUGUUUGAACUAUUGUCACAGGCAUAUGAAUAGUGUUAUUGAAAAUAAUUGCCCAAUCGGUGCUUUGAAUGAUGACCUUUUGACUCGUUUAGCAUUGCUGUUUAAUCACAGAGAAGUGGAAUCUUUAAAGGAUCCUGGUGGUAAGAUAAAAGAGAAAUUAUAUAAAAUUCUGUUAGAUCGGUUAUUGAAACCAGAAGCUAAACUUCCAAACCAAAGAAUCAUUCCAAAAUUGAUGAAGUGCAGUUUAUGUGAGCAAGUCUUCGCAACAAAAUUACAAGGAUAUGUUCCAUGUAAAUCGAAAAAAGCUACCAUAGGUCCAAGAGGAGAAUUAAUUUAUACCCAUAAAAGAGAAAUGACUUGGAAUGUGGACCGGUAUUUAGAAGAUCAAUAUCAAGCUUGCCAGUCUUGGAGAAAAAUUUACUGGCGUGUCUGGGGACUAAUUAACAGUUUGCAAUGUGUUACCUGUGGCAUUCACUUUUCUUGUUGUGACUUUAACAGGUGUCCUUACCAUAAAGAAACAAUUACAUUCCCUUCAACUGAUCAAGCUGAGAAUGUGCACAAACCUGGUACCUUUUCUUGUUGUGGAGCUAAAGCUUAUAAAUUUGAUCCAAUAGACCCUUUAUUUCUUUUAUCUGGCUGUGCAUUUCGCAAUCAUACUGUCAAUGCAUCUAAAAGAUCUUCUGACGUAUUCCAAGACAUGCUGACAUAUUUUGAUUUAAUUUGCCUUCCCCAAUCAACCAAGCCCAUACCAAAUGAAAACAUUGGUUUGGAUCGGAUUACACCUUGUCACAGUGAAAGGGCAUUGAUUCAAUGGUUGAAGGCAUUAAAACCUAACAGUGCUGAAUUGAAAAAGGUGGGGUCAAAGCUAAGUGUUUCUUCAGAUGGCAGUGGUUCUGUGAAUAGAUCUGCUGAAAGUCUUGCAGUUGGAAUUGCAAGAAAAGAAGAAAAACAACCUUCUGUUUUCACUCCUCUUCUCUCAGCUUUGGAACAAACUGAUGGAACACCAGACCUAAAGCAAGUCUGGAAGCCAGGUGGCUCCCUUUGGCACAAUCAAGAUGCAGUCAGAGAACAUGAUACUCGUCAGAUGGAGCUACUAAUGCUAGAAUUGCAAAAGAUGCAAUGCAAUGUAAGAUCAAGGCAUAGUUCACCUGGCAGAAGCUUAGACAGAUUUGUGCCUUAAGUUGAAAUUGAAUAGCUUCUAGGAAAAAUAAGCAAUAUUUAAUGAGUCUUUUGAGCCCAAAGCAUCUAUUUAUUUGACUGUUUUAUUUAGUAAUUUAUUUAUUGUUACAUAUUGUGUUAGUCCAUUUUCAUUUCAACAUUAGUUUACUGCACUAAUUUUAUUAGCAUAUUAUGUAUAAGGGUGUUAUUUAUCUCUGUAUAAAUAUUUAUACGGGUAUUUUUUUUCUCUUUAAUUAUUCAAUUUAAACACGCAGCAUGAUUUUAAAAUUGCAUGCAUCUAAAAAUCUGACAACCUGUUGAAAUACCAUGCCAAAGCUUCAUUUAUAUUUAUCUUAGUUUUUUACCACUCAAAAUUGAGGUUUUAAAUUCUUUCCUUUUUUUUCUUCAGUCUAGUUGUCAUAAAACAGUAAAAUAUAAUCGUGUAGCCAUUGAGUUAUAGAAUACUGCUACAUCGUGCUAUUCUUUGCGAAUAUGCUGCAUUUCUCUCUUUUUUUUAAUUGUUCAAUGCUUUAUUUUUUAUAUUUAGAUGCUUGUCAGAUUGAGUUACUAAUGCUAGAAUUG